GGUGGGAGGUGCGUCCCUCUUUGUCACUGUUAGCAAGCUAGCCAGCUACAGCUAGCGUUACCUCCCGUAGUAAUAGUGAGGUGUAGAUAGCAAGCAAGUUUCUAAACUUGAGCGAAUAUUUUGAAUUGAUAGUUUUUUACGAUCGGAAGUUAACCGCCUUUAUACUGUUUACCAAGCGAUGAUUGUGUGUUAUUCUCUUCAAAUGCAGUGGACGCAGACCUGGGCCUGCUUUGGUCGAGAAAUUAUGGAAUACGUUUAACGUCGUCCAACUCCGUUAACCUCGGAAAUCGUGGACGAUGUCUUCUGUGGAAAAAAAAUGCGAUAAACGCGAGCCUUUUUACCUGAGCCCGUGUCCGAAGAAGAAGACGAGCGCCGAGAUUAUAAGCGAAGCCCGGCGGUCCCUCAAGGCGGUCAGCACGCGAAGGCCCUUCACACCGAAGGAUGACCAGAGGCACCUAUUCGGACAGACAUCGUCUCGUUCCUCUGAGGCCAGACCGCCGUCUACUUUCAGCCUUUACGCUCGUAAUUUUGAAGAAUCGGACUCGAGGCCGAACUCGGGGAAACGGCUUUCGCCCCUGGAACACAAGCCCAAACUGCCCGCGCCUCCGGACGAUGACCCGGACGGCCCGGCGGCUCUCCCGCGACCUCCGCCCGACCCGCUGCAGUGCAGGAGGGCGGGCGGCUCGCGGCCCCGCCCCCUCAAAUCGUGCCCCCCGGCGAGGGUCCCGCCCGCCAAGCCGUCGGAGGAAUGCCCGAAGAAGAAGGGCUCGGACUCCUCCCCUGCGGAGGAGCGCUGGCCGGCGCCGUGUGGCGACGGAAACGACCCGCUGAAGGGGCGGAGCCUAACGGGAGCCUGUUCCCAAGGAGACCGUGAGACCGCUCGCCCGCGCUCCCCCUCUGGCGAAAGUGGAACAUCCCGUCCUGGCAGUGCUGAGACACCUGUAAAGUCAUCUGCUCCAGCAACAGAUUUGGAAGGAGCGGAACCGAAAGGCCAGUUGGAGGAAAGUGCAUUCUGGGAGACUCGAGUCGCCCCCCUCCUUCAGCAGCUGGAGUCCGUCCCACAGGAUGGCACGGACAGCGUGGAGGGACUCUGCAGAGCCUGCCAGCGCCUGCUUUGCAUUCUGGGAGAGGGCGACCUGCUGGGGCGGAAGUGCAAGCGGCGGGCGGUGCUCCUGAGGGCCCUUUUCCAGCUGAUCGACGUGGACUCCGCCCGGCUCACCCUGGAGCUGGCCAAACUCAUCCUGGCUCUCAGCGUCAGCGGGAACAAUCUGCUCAAUAUCUGCAAGCUGGUCUUCAAGAUCAGCCGCAGCGAAAACAACGACGCGCUCUUCCAAAACAACUCCAUCGUAGACUCGCUGCUGGCGGUGCUGGGCGCGCAGGACGUCCUGUCGGCGGGCGAGGCCGCGCUCUACUGCGUGGGGACGCUCAAGUUCCUGUCGGGGAACCGGGCCCUGCUGGCGCCGCUGGUGAGCGCGGGGUGCGUCCCCGCCCUGCUGCGAUUGGCCGGGAGGCUGGCGAGCCUGGCCCCGCCCGGCCACGCCCACUUCGCCGUCUCCGGCCACAUCCUGGUCCAGCUGACGGCGGCCCUGAGGAACUUGGUGGACCUUCCCGAAACCCGCCCGGCGUUCCUGUCCAGCGGGGGGUUCGCCGAGCUCUGCGGCGUCCUGCAGCAUCACCACGGCGACAAGGACGUCUGCACCAACGCCGCCAGGAUAUUCAGCAAGCUGUCCUCCUACAGCGAGUGCUGCUCCGCGCUGGCCAGCGUCCCCGGCUGCUACGGCCUGUUUUUACAGCUGCUGAGGAGACACCAGAAUAAGCAGGACCUGGUGGUGCGCCUCGUCUUCACACUGGGCAACCUGACCGCCAAGAACGGCGACGCCCGCGAGCGCCUGUGGGCGGAGCCGGGGGCCCGGGACGCGCUGCUGGGGCUCUUCCUGUCCUACCGGGGCCCGGACACGCCCCCCGCCGGGGGUCCCGCGGAGGCGGAGGCGGAGGGGGAGGGGGAGGACGUCCUCGUCAAGCUGAUCAGGGUCCUGGCCAAUCUGUCCAUCCACCCCGACGUGGGCGCGGCCCUGGCGUCUGACGCGCAGUGCGUGGAGCUCCUGCUGAGCGUGCUCGAGCUCCGGGCCGCGGGGGACCGCGAGGAGCUGGUGGUGAACGCGGCGGCCGCCGUCAACAACCUGUCCUUCUACCGCGAGGAGGGCUCCGCGGUGAGAGCCAAUGAGCUGGCCGUCGCUCGCCUGAUGCUGCAGCUCCUGCUGGGCAGCAGCAGGGACGGCAUGCUGGAGGCCACGCGCGUGUUCGGGAACCUCUCGCGCUCCAGGGCGGUGCGCGACUUCAUCCUGAAGAACAAAGUCCACCAGUUUUUGGUGACCCUUCUGGACUCGAAGAGCCCGGACGUGUGCUUCUCCGCGUGUGGGGUCCUGGUGAACCUCACGGCGGACCGGGACAAGAGGGCCACUCUGAGGGAGGAGGGGCUGAUCCAGAAGCUGCUGGACUGCCUGCGGGACCUGGGCCCUGAGGACUGGCAGCUGGCCGGCCUGCUGUGCCAGACCCUGUGGAACAGCAGCGAGGACGGAGCGGCGCUCUGCUUCAGCGAGCAGGAGGCCGGCGGCCUGCUCUGCCUCCUCACCCUGUACCUAGAUGAGGAGUUGAUGCACCAGUUGAACAUGAGCGAGGAUGUGAGAGAGGUCCACCAGGCAUGCUGGGAGUUGGAGUUCUUCCCUGUGGCGCAGAGGCUGAGGAACAGAAUCCAGAGCCAGGGGAACCUGCUGGAGCCCCUCGGUGCCCCCUCUUAGCAGCCCCAUACAUACAGCUCGCUCCUCCACAGCCAUCCCCAUGUCCUUCAGUAAUUAUGCACUUUAGCGUCCUGUAUGGAGCCCGGCACACGGCAUGUGUUUGGGUCCAGUCUCCUUGAUCAUAUCCUGCAGAAACAAAAAAUGACUGUUUGCACUUUAUAAAUAAAAAUGGAAAAUGGGAAAAUUACAAAUAAACAUUUUUUUUCAAAAUG
This is a messenger RNA of Anguilla rostrata (American eel), 3010 nucleotides long. It is a transcript of the gene armc2, whose product is annotated as armadillo repeat containing 2. The record is from RefSeq and is a predicted model, not a curated record. Gene Ontology annotation, biological process: sperm axoneme assembly; cilium organization. The transcript is spliced from 18 exons. Lineage: Eukaryota; Metazoa; Chordata; Actinopteri; Anguilliformes; Anguillidae. Bases 297 to 2798 code for a protein of 833 amino acids. Gene Ontology annotation, molecular function: protein binding.